Messenger RNA from Hymenoscyphus albidus, 1310 nucleotides. The record is from the annotation of a GenBank genome assembly. NCBI's taxonomy places the organism in Eukaryota, Fungi, Ascomycota, Leotiomycetes, Helotiales, Helotiaceae.
GUAAUUCCUCAAAGUUCUCUGCUUCUCCAGUGUUCCCUAUUGAACGACCAUAUAUUCUCUAAGCGCUGCAUCCUUCUUUCCUAGAAAUACCGUAGAUUGUUCAGUUGCAUGUUCCGCCCCACACUCCCAAAAAUGACGAAAUUCAACAUUGAGAUGUAAGAAUCCCACGUCCGAUUGUUUGGGGACUUCUGUCCACCCCCGUAUUCAAAUCAUCAUUGGUAACGACUAUUGGCUAACGCAAGUUCAGAGUGAGCGACACGGUUUGUCCUUGGUGCUAUGUUGGAAAGCAGAAGAUGGAUCGUGCAAUCAAAGCCUACAAAGAGCAGCAUCCCGAGUCCAACGAUGAGUUCUCUACGACAUGGAAGCCAUUCUAUCUUGAUCCCACGGCUCCAAAAAAGAGUAAAACCACCCAUUCAUUGCUCACUGCCCGUCUUGGUCUUGUAUUCUAACGCUCUUCCGGCUAGGUGUCGACAAGAUCGCAUAUUACUCAACCAAAUUCGGACCAGAGCGCAUUGGCAUGAUGAACGAACGCCUUUCUCAAAGUAAAGCUCUUCUUUACACCCAUAGAUCUUUCCUUUUGCUAAUACGACUCCCCAGUUGGAAAGGAGGCUGGUAUCGCCUUCAAGCACGGUGGUAGAACGGGCAAUACAAGAGACUCGCACCGGCUCAUCCAACUCGGGAAAUCCAAAUCUCCCGCCACGCAGACUCGCGUGGUUGAAGAGCUAUUCCGUACGUAUUUUGAGAACGAGGGUGACAUUACCGAUCACGAAACCAUUAAGAAAGCUGCUGUGAAAGCCGGACUUGAUGAGAAUGAGGUCCAGGAUUGGUUGAGUACGGACAAGGGCGGGGAAGGCGUCGAUAUUGAAGUUGAGCAAGCGAGGAGAUCUGGUGUUAGUGGAGUGCCAAAUUUCACCCUCCAGGUAUGUGUUCUCUUCAAUCUGCUUCUUGUCUCAUGCUGCUCCCCGAUUUUUGGGCUACAGUCUUCUCAAUGCUGGCAAUCUUCUAUUUGUGCGCUCCAUUGGAAUACUGCCAGAUAUGAAAAUACUAACUCUAAGAUCCUUGUAGGGCAAGUACGAAGUAGGCGGCGCCCAGGACUCAAGUGUAUUUCUGAAGUUAUUUGAGAAAAUCAAGGCGGAAAGCACCUAGACUUGCGGUGGUUACUUGCGCCGAUAAAAAGGGAGAUUUUAUUACCUAUGAAAUGGGGUGUCGAUUCAUAUUAGGAGAUUGUCUUAAUUCAAAUCCAGUUUUACCACCAGCCCCACAACGAAUUGGCAAGGUACUAUAAUGUUAUUUUGCUUAAAGUAAGCUGG